UCCCCAUUGGGCUCAAGAAAGGGCCCUGCACUUUUCCAUUUCUAAGACCCGCUCUCUCGCUUCAUUCCCCGACUUUCCUUUCCUUCGUCUCCCCCCAUCAAUAAAUUUCCCACCCCUCCGUCUGCAACAACUUUUCUCCCAAGCGAUCUGACAACCGGAUCAGGAAUUUUUCUUGUUGACAUCGCGCAACUCUACCUUCCUUUUUCUACUGCGCAAUACGAUUCAGGGAGCUUCUCUCGACGGAGACGCUUCUUCACUUGACGCCUUCCCAAUUUGGCCACCACCAAAACAUUACCUUUCCCCCUCCUCCUGACGGACGGCCAGAAAACACUGUCUAGCACCAACAUCAACCGACACGACAGCAACCAUGGCUGAUCGUUACAUUCCCGAGCAUCGCCGCACCAACUUCAAGGCGAAGAGCACCUUCAAGCCCGAGGAGCUCCGCCGCCGCAGAGAGGAGCAGCAGGUCGAGAUCCGCAAGGCGAAGCGUGAGGAGAACUUGGCCAAGCGCCGCGGUAUUGGCACGGGCGAGAACAGACCUGGUGCUUCCCUCGGAGCCGCUCCCGACAGCGACGAUGAUACCGCUCCCACUGAGUCCCAGCUCAACGAGGACCUCCCUCAGAUGGUCCAGGGUGUCUUCUCGGACCAGAUCGACCUUCAGAUCCAAGCAACCACCAAAUUCCGGAAGCUGUUGUCCAAGGAGCGCAACCCUCCCAUCGAGGAAGUUAUCAAGACCGGAGUCGUCAGUCGUUUUGUCGAGUUCCUGCGAUCCCCCCAUACGCUUGUUCAGUUCGAGGCUGCCUGGGCAUUGACCAACAUCGCUUCUGGCUCCGCCACGCAAACCCAGGUUGUCAUCGAAGCUGGUGCUGUCCCUAUUUUCGUCGAGCUUCUGGCCAGCCCCGAGCCUGACGUGCGGGAACAAGCCGUGUGGGCCUUGGGCAACAUCGCCGGUGACAGCCCUCACUGCCGCGACUAUGUUCUUAGCUGCGGUGCCUUGAAGCCUCUCCUGGCCCUUCUCGGCGACAGCCGAAAGCUCAGCAUGCUACGCAACGCCACCUGGACCCUCAGCAAUUUCUGCAGAGGCAAGACCCCUCAGCCCGACUGGAACACUAUUGCGCCCGCGCUCCCUGUGCUUUCCAAGCUCGUCUACUCUCUGGAUGACGAGGUGCUUAUCGACGCCUGCUGGGCCAUCUCCUACCUCUCCGACGGAUCCAACGAUAAGAUCCAGGCUGUUAUCGAGGCUGGUAUUCCCCGCCGCUUGGUUGAGCUCCUCAUGCACGCCUCCACAUCUGUCCAGACGCCUGCCCUCCGUUCCGUUGGUAACAUUGUUACCGGUGACGAUGUCCAGACCCAGGUGAUCAUCAACUGUGGUGCCUUGCCCUGCCUACUGUCGCUCCUCAGCUCCAACAAGGAUGGCAUUCGCAAGGAAGCUUGCUGGACGAUUUCCAACAUCACGGCCGGUAACUCGGCCCAGAUCCAAUCGGUCAUCGAUGCCAACAUCAUCCCGCCCCUCAUUCACCUUCUCUCUAACGGCGACCUGAAGACCCGCAAGGAGGCGUGCUGGGCCAUUAGCAACGCGACUUCAGGCGGUCUGCAGAAGCCUGAGCAAAUCCGCUACCUCGUCUCCCAGGGCUGCAUCAAGCCUUUGUGCGAUCUCCUGGCCUGCCCCGACAACAAGAUCAUCCAGGUCGCUCUGGACGGGUUGGAGAACAUCCUCAAGGUCGGCGACCUGGACAAGCAGGCCGCUGGUGAGGGCCCCGACUCCAUUAACCGCUACGCCCUGUUCAUUGAGGAGUGUGGUGGAAUGGAGAAGAUCCACGAAUGCCAGACCAACGCCAACGAGGAGAUUUACAUGAAGGCCUACAACAUCAUCGAGAAGUACUUUUCUGAUGAGGAGGAGAAUGCUGACGAGGGCAUGGCCCAGGGCACCGGACCCAACGGCACUUUUGGAUUCGGCACCAACGCAGCUCCCCAGCAGGGUGGCUUCAGCUUUGCCAACGGCGGCGACUCGAUGGACAUGUAAAAGAAAAGAAGAAAAAAAAGCCCUUGAUCAAACUGUUAACGACGCCCGGCGUGCUCUUCGCUGAUCCAGCAAUUCGCCGACCUUGGAUCAAACCCCAAAGCAGUCCCUUUCCCCCCCAUUACCCCCAACCCACAGCACCAAACUGUCACCUUAUCCCCUAGUCUGUCAGCAAGGCAUCGCACAUCUUGGUGUGCUGACAGACACACAACACCCCCCCCCCCCACAUACACUCACACAACACGUGCAAUCGGCGUUCUCUAAUAUGGCUUGAUGGAAAUGAUGGAAAGAUAUUCCCACUUGGGAGACGACAGGUCCUUUGGUAGCUUCAAAGCUCCAGCCUGGAAGAGGAGAAAGAGGAACGCUGGUACGGGCCGAAGGACAAGACUCAGCAGGCACGGGUGACAGACCUGCAGCUUCAGGGCUACAGGUCGGGGUCUAGCUGGUCGACAGUGCCGCAUGUGGCCAUUGAGGCGGACGGACUUGUACACCACACGGGAGACUGGCCAUAGCGCCCAAUGCCAUGUCAUGGAUGCAACGGCUGUACAGGAGACGAGUUUGAUUGAUGCUAGUGCAUCUCGACUCUGUAGAUGGAACAGGCUUACAUGACUUUGCUGCUGGAACCAAGUGGUAUCCGGCUUUACAGCGUUCACGGCCAAUGUUCCACCAUCCGUGGAAGACAAUGUCAAGUUGAAUGAACAGUUAAAGCAAUUUGCAGCGAGCCAUCCAGUCCUGACUUUCGCCCAUGACCGUUCGGUAUCGUUUGC
Colletotrichum destructivum is the source of this 2787-nucleotide messenger RNA. RefSeq names its product Putative importin-alpha, importin-beta-binding domain, armadillo-like helical. NCBI's taxonomy places the organism in Eukaryota, Fungi, Ascomycota, Sordariomycetes, Glomerellales, Glomerellaceae. Bases 368 to 2023 code for a protein of 551 amino acids. The record is from RefSeq and is a predicted model, not a curated record. The transcript has 3 exons. Gene Ontology annotation, cellular component: cytoplasm; nucleus; nucleoplasm. Gene Ontology annotation, biological process: NLS-bearing protein import into nucleus. Gene Ontology annotation, molecular function: protein binding; nuclear import signal receptor activity.